Postia placenta MAD-698-R-SB12 is the source of this 701-nucleotide messenger RNA. RefSeq lists its product as hypothetical. Lineage: Eukaryota; Fungi; Basidiomycota; Agaricomycetes; Polyporales; Adustoporiaceae. The transcript is spliced from 2 exons. Bases 50 to 661 code for a protein of 203 amino acids. The record is from RefSeq and is a predicted model, not a curated record.
ACAAGCAAGCCUACAUGGUAUAGUUUCAUAUAUACUAGUCCGUUACGCAAUGACAUUGUCUGUCAUGGAAUACUGUCAACAUUCACCGUCGACUCCAUCCUCCGCUCACAACAGCGCUGCAAUUACGCCGGCCCCCACACCAACAGCCAUCUUCCACUGUCCCGCGGAUGCCGUGGGCGCGGCUCCUGUUGACUGCGAUGUGGUAGGCGACGUAGUUACGCCGGAGCGAGACUGCCCUGCGAGUGAGGUUGUUGUGGCGGUCGUCUGCGACGGCGGCGGCACCGUCUCUGUCUGGGUGAUCGCACUAGACGCACCGCCAGCCGUGCUGCUGCUUUCCGAAAUCGGCGGCACCGUCUCUGUCUGCGUGGACACACUAGACGCACUGCUGGUUUCCGAAAUCGGCGGAAUGGAAAAGGCGCUGGAGGUCGUCGAGACGGGAGGUCCUGAUGCGCUUACGGGUGUCGUACUCGUCACUAUCACUGUGGAGCUCUCCGAAAGAGGGACAGUCUCUCGACGCAGUGCUCGGAGGUACCGAGAGUACGAUCGACGAAGUACUGAAGCUGGACGUCUCACUGGCAGCCUGCGGGGCGGCAGCAGCGAGGCCGCUGAGUACAAUAGUGCACGAAAGAGCGGUGGUCCAGCGCAUGUUUCGGGGCCGUGAAGUCAAGUAUUACAGCGAUUGAGGGUGUAUGGACUGCUUG